CUGUUUAGAGUCGACCUGCUGACUGGGCUCUUUUUGGGGGUUGGGGUGGGGUAGAUGCAUCGCUUUCCCACCACCCCACCCACCUUCGCGACGUCCCAGCCCCUGUAGCCUCCCACCCGCAGCAUCAACCCGGUCCAGCCUUUUCGUUGGGGUUUCUGCUUCCACAGGCAAAGAGUUUCCUUCAAGACACCCAGGGAGUGCUUUGUGGGGGGCGAGGGAUAAAGACUCGGGAGACCGACAGAUCUUCCUGUUCGUGCUGCAGGCAUCUUUCUUUUCCCCCUGAGCCGGUGGGACACUCGCCCUUUCUCUCCACCCCUUUGCAGGAAUUUGGCUCACUCGGUGAGCCUCUCGCCCCAAGGCGCUGGGCUUUCCUCUUUGGGCUAACUCUGAGGAUCGGAGCAUUUCCUUGACAGUCUUUCUCUUGGCCCCCGAGCAAGAAGAUCCGAAGAAGGUGGGCGGGCCUGCCUGUUGAAGAACUUUAUUCCUUAUUUUAGUUGCCAGCCUUUGCAAGAGUUUGGAAGCUAACAACUCGGCGCGCAGCGGGAUCGGACCCUUUCAAAAGCUGGAGGAGUUUGCCUUGCUCAGGUCGAAUUAGGCAGAAAAGAAGAACUUCUGGUCCGAGGAACGGAUUUAGACAAGUUUUAGCGGAAUAAGAAUUUAUAGCUCCCAUUUUUCAUUUUUGGUACUGUUUAAGAAAUUGAUUUUCAACUCGGAGCAAUUGGCUUUAUACAGCUGAAUUGGAGGUUAGUGUCUCAAUUUAAAAUGGUGAAUUACUCGUAUGAUGAAGAUCUUGAAGAACUGUGUCCAGUGUGUGGAGAUAAAGUCUCUGGGUAUCACUAUGGACUCCUUACCUGUGAAAGCUGCAAGGGGUUCUUUAAACGAACAGUCCAGAACAAUAAAAGGUACACGUGCAUAGAAAAUCAAAGCUGCCAGAUUGACAAAACUCAAAGGAAGCGCUGCCCUUACUGUCGGUUUCAAAAAUGUCUAAGUGUCGGGAUGAAGUUGGAAGCCGUGAGAGCUGACCGGAUGCGUGGGGGUCGAAACAAAUUUGGACCAAUGUACAAGAGGGACAGGGCACUGAAGCAGCAGAAGAAAGCUCUCAUCCGAGCAAAUGGACUCAAGUUGGAAGCCAUGACUCAGGUGAUUCAAGCAAUGCCCACUGACCUAACAAUAUCCUCUGCGAUCCAGAAUAUCCAUUCUGCCUCCAAGGGCCUACCUCUGAACCAUACAGCCUUGCCUCCCACAGACUAUGACCGAAGCCCCUUCGUCACCUCUCCCAUUAGCAUGACAAUGCCGCCACAUGGCAGCCUGCAAGGCUACCAGACCUACGGUCACUUUCCGAGCCGUGCUAUCAAGUCUGAGUACCCCGAUCCUUACACUAGCUCCCCUGAGUCGAUAAUGGGCUACUCUUACAUGGAUGGUUAUCAUCAGACAAGCUCGCCAGCAAGUAUUCCUCACCUGAUACUGGAACUCUUGAAGUGUGAGCCAGACGAGCCACAGGUCCAGGCGAAGAUCAUGGCCUACUUGCAGCAGGAGCAAGCCAACCGAAGCAAACAUGAAAAGCUCAAUACCUUUGGGCUUAUGUGCAAAAUGGCUGACCAAACCCUCUUCUCGAUCGUCGAGUGGGCCAGGAGUAGCAUCUUCUUCAGAGAACUUAAGGUUGAUGACCAAAUGAAGCUGCUUCAGAACUGCUGGAGUGAACUCUUAAUUCUAGAUCAUAUUUAUCGCCAAGUGGUACAUGGGAAAGAAGGCUCCAUCCUCCUAAUCACUGGGCAACAAGUGGAUUACGCUGUAAUAGCAUCUCAGGCAGGAGUCACACUCAACAAUCUUAUGAGCCAUGCACAGGAGCUAGUAGCAAAACUACGAUCUCUGCAGUUUGAUCUACGAGAGUUUGUGUGUCUCAAAUUUUUGGUGUUAUUCAGUUUAGAUGUCAAAACCCUAGAGAACUUCCAGCUGGUGGAAGGUGUUCAAGAACAAGUGAAUACUGCUUUGCUGGACUACACAAUGUGCAACUAUCCACAGCAGACAGAAAAAUUCGGGCAGCUUCUCCUGCGACUCCCGGAAAUCCGGGCAAUCAGUAUGCAGGCUGAAGAAUACCUCUACUAUAAACACCUGAACGGGGAUGUGCCGUGUAAUAACCUCCUUAUUGAAAUGCUGCAUGCAAAGAGAGCAUAAAUUAUAUCCUUUUAAAGCCUCUGCUUUUGAGGAGAAAAAGCAAAAUACUCUGAACUACUCCAAACGACACUAAUUAAAAAGAACUUGGUUUAAAGGAACUUUGUCCCCCCC
Molecule: messenger RNA, 2286 nt
Organism: Podarcis raffonei (Aeolian wall lizard)
Lineage: Eukaryota; Metazoa; Chordata; Lepidosauria; Squamata; Lacertidae
Gene: NR5A2
Product: nuclear receptor subfamily 5 group A member 2
Exons: 7
Coding region: 763-2175 (470 amino acids)
Biological process (GO): tissue development; regulation of transcription by RNA polymerase II; hormone-mediated signaling pathway
Cellular component (GO): RNA polymerase II transcription regulator complex
Molecular function (GO): zinc ion binding; RNA polymerase II cis-regulatory region sequence-specific DNA binding; nuclear receptor activity
Source: RefSeq, a predicted model, not a curated record